AUGUCGUCGCUCGCUGAUCUCUGCACUGUAUCCAAUGUGCAGGCGGCUCUUCCCGCUAACGGAACUCUGCUCGGCAUCAACCUGUUGCCCGAGACCGUAACAGCAAGUCCUCUGUACAAUGUCACCGCUGGUAUGGGCAGCACCGAGAGUUACUCGUAUUGCAAUGUCACCGUGUCAUUCACCCAUACCGGAAAGGGAGACGUCAUUCCUAUCAAGCUAGCUUUCCCGGAACCUUCCAACUUCGAGAACCGAUGGUACCUGGCCGGAGGUGGAGGCUUCUCCAUUUCAUCCGAUGCAACCGGAGGUCUUGCUUAUGCCGCUGCUUCCGGUGCCACUUCUGGUGGAUACGAUGCCUUCGACUACAGCUACGACGAGAAGGUCUUGUAUGGCAAUGGAUCGAUUAACUGGGAUGCUACAUAUGGUUUCGCCUAUGUUGCUCUUGGUGAGUUGACCAAGAUCGGCAAGCCCACCACCCAGGCUUUCUACGGCUUGGACGAUACCAAGAUCUACACCUACUUUGAGGGAUGCUCCGACGGUGGGCGUGAGGGUAUGUCCCAAGUUCAACAGUGGGGUGAAGAGUACGACGGUGUCGUCGCUGGUGCCCCUGCUUUCCGCUUCGCCCAGCAGCAGGUUCACCACGUCUACCCAGCCACAAUUGAGCAGGUUACCGGUUACUUCCCCCCUCCGUGCGCUCUGGAAAAGAUCGUCAACGCCACUAUUGCCGCUUGUGAUCCUCUUGACGGACGUACCGACGGUGUCAUUUCUCGUACCGACCUUUGCAAGAUAAACUUCAACUUGACCUCGAUCAUCGGCGAGUCCUACUACUGUGCCGCUACCAGCAGCUCUUCCCUUGGCUUCGGUUUCAGCAAGCGCCAGGCUCAGGGCAGCCAAUCUAGCACUUCCCCCGAGCAGAACGGUACCGUUACUGCUGAGGAUGUUGCUGUCGCCCAGUCUGUCUACGAUGGUCUGCACUCCAGUGAUGGCAAGCGUGCCUACCUUUCUUGGCAAAUUGGUUCCGAUCUUGGCGAUGCUGAGCCUACCUACAACAAUGACACCAACGAGUGGGAGUUCAACAUUCCUUCCACCGGUGGCGAGUACGUUACCAAGUUUGUUCAGCUGCUUGAACUUGACAACCUCUCAGACUUGAACAACGUCACAUACGACACUCUUGUCGACUGGAUGAACACUGGUAUGAUCCGCUAUGCUGACAGCCUGCAAACCACUCUGCCUGACCUCACCCCCUUCCAGUCAUCUGGUGGCAAGCUUCUCCACUACCACGGUGAAUCUGACCCCAGUAUCCCUUCUCCCUCUUCCGUUCAUUACUGGCAGUCAGUUCGUGCCAUUAUGUACCCUGACCUGUCCGAUGAGGAGGCCCAGGAAGCUCUUGCCGACUGGUACCAGUUCUACCUCAUUCCUGGUGCCGCUCACUGUGGUGCCAACUCUCUCCAGCCCGGUCCUUACCCUGCGGACAACAUGGCCACUAUCAUUGACUGGGUUGAAAACGGAGUUACUCCUACCCGCCUGAACGCCACCGUCUCUUCCGGCGACUACGCUGGUGAAGUCCAGCAACUUUGCCAGUGGCCCACUCGUCCUCUUUGGUCCGGCAACAGCUCCACUUUCGACUGUGUCACUGACGCCGACUCCAUUGCCAGCUGGACCUACACCUUCGAUGCCUUCAAGCUUCCUGUCUACUAG
This is a messenger RNA of Truncatella angustata, 1695 nucleotides long. Its product is annotated as Tannase/feruloyl esterase. Lineage: Eukaryota; Fungi; Ascomycota; Sordariomycetes; Amphisphaeriales; Sporocadaceae. Bases 1 to 1695 code for a protein of 564 amino acids. The transcript has a single exon. The record is from RefSeq and is a predicted model, not a curated record.